This is a messenger RNA of Myotis lucifugus (little brown bat), 2619 nucleotides long. Its product is annotated as T-cell differentiation antigen CD6-like. NCBI's taxonomy places the organism in Eukaryota, Metazoa, Chordata, Mammalia, Chiroptera, Vespertilionidae. Gene Ontology annotation, cellular component: membrane. The record is from RefSeq and is a predicted model, not a curated record.
UGGAACUUGGUCGGGCUCCUCUCUGCUGCCAUUUCAGGUCACCCGUCGCCAGCUCCAUCCGGCCAGCCCAGCCCCAAACCCAGCCGUGCCGAGAGCCAGCCCUCGGAGCCAGGGCAGCGGCUGGAGGUCCGCCUGGUGAACGGCAGCAACCGCUGCAGCGGGACCGUGGAGGUGCGGGCAGGAGGGUCCUGGGAGCCCCCAUGCGGGGCGCUCUGGGACCACAGCGCCUCCGAGGCCGCGUGCCGCGUGCUGGGCUGCGGCGGGGCCGAGUGGGGGCCCGCCCCGCCCACCCCGCUGCCGCUGGACCGUGCCCUGGGGAACGCCAGCGGGACCCCGAACGCCACGUGGGCCCUGGCGCCCAGCAUCCUGUGCAGCAGCAGCGAGUGGCAGCUCUGCCUGAUGGAGCAGCACCCGUGCGACCCCGACGGGCAGCCGGCCCAGGUCACCUGUGCAGAGAACCGCGACCUGCGGCUGGUGGAUGGUGGCAGCCCCUGCGCUGGCCGCGUGGAGAUGCUGGAGCACGGCCAGUGGGGGUCUCUGUGUGACGACACGUGGGACCUGGAGGACGCCCACGUGGUGUGCAGGCAGCUGGAGGACGCCCACGUGGUGUGCAAGCAGCUGAGCUGCGGCUGGGCCAUCCGGCUGCCGGGCUUGCACUUCGCCCCCGGCCGAGGCCCCAUCCACCGGGACCAGGUGAACUGCUCCGGGACCGAGGCCUACCUGUGGGACUGCCCGGGGCGGCCUGGAGAGCACUACUGUGGCCACAAGGAGGACGCUGGCGUGGUGUGCUCAGAGCACCAGACCUUGCACCUGACGGGGGGCACCGACCGCUGUGAGGGGCAGGUGGAGGUGCACUUCCGUGGGGUCUGGAACACGGUGUGCGACAGCGAGUGGUACACAUCGGAGGCCCAGGUGCUCUGCCGGGCCUUGGGCUGUGGCACCGUGGCCGAAAUACCCAGGGGGCUGCCCCACUCCCUGCCGGGCCGGAUGUACUACUCGUGCCAGGGAGACGAGCCCACCCUCUCAGACUGUUCGUGGCGGUUCAACAACUCCAACCUGUGCAGCCAGUCGAAGGCAGCCAGGUCUCUGCUCAGGUCACUGUCUGUCGUGGCGCACAGUUCCCGGAAGCUGCUCAAUCAGUCCACGUCUGACCUUCUUACCAGCGCACAGCCGGUCACCAUAGAACCGUCGGUGACUGUGCCAACGGAGGACUGGACGCCUCGGGAGCUGAUGCUCCUCAUCCUCUGCUUCGUCCUGGGAACCCUCCUCCUGGGCGCGCUCAUCAGCAUCUUGGUCCUCCUCUUGAGAGUGAAAGGGAAAUACGCCCUCCCUUCCGCGGUGACGCACCAACGCCGGCCCACCGCCACAGCCGGGGUCAAUAGCUACCAGGAGGUCCCCAGCACCGUCCCCAAGGAGGAAGCUCCCAAGCUGCCCAUCCAGGUCCAGGCCCCGCCCCCCGCGGACUCGGACUCCAGCUCCGACUCAGACUAUGAGCACUAUGACUUCAGCGCCCAGCCUCCCGUGGCCCUGACCACCUUCUACAAUUCCCAGCGAUACCGGGUCACGGAGGAGCAGGCCCAGCAGAACCGGUUCCAGAUGCCCCCCCUGGAGGAAGGUGGCCAAAGCCUUCACGCGUGUCUCCCAGGUCCCCCUGCCAACCCUGGGCCCUGCGUUGCAGAUCCCCCCAGCCUGGGCCCCCAGCAGCGCCCCCGGAGCAGCAGCGGGUCCAGCACAUCAUCCGGGGAGGGCUACUGCAACAGUCCCAGCAGCAGGCUCCCCCCGUGGGGCCCCCUCCCGGAGCAGCCCCCGCGCCUGGAGCUGGCUGGCUCCCAGGGAACCUUCUCAGGGCCCUCGGCUGACGACAGCUCCAGCACCUCCUCCGGGGAGUGGUACCAGAACUUCCAGCCGCCGCCGCUGCCCCCGCCCCCUCCCGAGGAGCUGUUUGGGUGUCCAGGGUCCCCCAGCCCCCAGCCUGCUUCCACCGACAACGAGGACUACGAUGACAUCGGGGCAGCUUAGCCGGCCCGCGAGGCUCCGGGGGCUCUGCCUGCGCCCUGUCCCGCCCUGUCCUCCCGGACCUGACCGUGCUCCUGCCCCGGCGCUGAGGGCCCCCCUGAGAGAGGAGAGGAAGCCACCCUCGUCUCCGUCUCCGUCCACCAGACAGAACCUGCUGCACCGCCUCUGCCCGCCCCAGCCCGCAGGGUGCGGUGCCGCCCCCCGGAGGGCGAGCUCUCCGUCUUGGGGUGGACUGGACCGCCCGCCCCGCUCAGCAGCUGCACCGAGGGCUGAACUGGGUGACUCCUGGGACCCCGACCUCGGGUUCUGGUGCUUUGGUGCCGAGGCUCAGGCAGCCCAGAGCCUGAGUAACCAGGGGCAGACACGGGCCCAUCGGUUCUGCCAGGAGGCCCUGUGCCGCGCCGUCCCUGCAGCGGAUCCGCAUCUGAGCCUCCCACGGCUCACAGUGGUCCCGGCACGGCCCAGCGCGGCUCCGUCCCCGAGGGCGAAGGCGCAAGGAGUCGGCCGGGAGGGGCCACGUGCCCGUCUGUCUGCUUGGGCAGGUGGGAGCCUCCCCGACCAGCCUGUGAACAUGCAGCGCCAGACCCAGAGCCCUGAACACAC